Ananas comosus (pineapple) is the source of this 853-nucleotide messenger RNA. RefSeq names its product vegetative cell wall protein gp1-like. Bases 117 to 524 code for a protein of 135 amino acids. The transcript has a single exon. The record is from RefSeq and is a predicted model, not a curated record. NCBI's taxonomy places the organism in Eukaryota, Viridiplantae, Streptophyta, Magnoliopsida, Poales, Bromeliaceae.
UCUUUCCUUCGAAGAAUUAAGCAAGAAGAGCUCCUAGAGCCCCAGUUAAACACACACACACAGGCAUUAGAUCCCAUUCUCUCGCUUUCUCCUUCGGCGAUCACACCUAAUUGAGAAUGGCGAUCUCUCGCUUUCCCCUCCUCGCCACUGCGGUCGCGCUAUUCGUCGUAGCCGCCUCCGCACAAGGCCCAGCACCAGGCCCGUCCCCGCCGUCAUCUCCAGCCCCUACACAGGCUCCUCCGCCGGCCCCGCUGGCUCCUCCGCCGGCCCAGACGUCUCCUCCGCCAGCCCCGAUGGCUCCUCCGCAAUCUCCUCCAGCACCGGCCCCCGCCCGGCCGGAGAAGGCCCCAGCUCCAGCUCCCAAGAUCGCGAAGGUGACGCCGCCCGCCUCGCCCCUCGUGUUUCCCCCCUCCCCCGGCCCCAUGCCAUCCGACGCCCCCAUGUCCCCUGCCCAAGCCCUCCGCCCCGCCUCUUGGAUCAUUGCCGCCACCGCCGCCGUUGCCGCCGUCGCCUACGCCUUCUAAAUUGUCUUCAGAGGAUCGACUACGUACGUACGUGCCCUUCUCACGUUCAUGCAAUAUAUAUAUAUGUGCGUGACUAAUGAUUGUAAUUGUUGGGUUAUUAAUUAAUCUUCACGCACUAUGCACUGUUAUCAUAGUAUUGAGAAUUUCGUUUCUUUUUUUUUUGUUUCUUCUAAUUUUUGUUUCAUAUUGUAUUUUUUAUCUGCCGGAUUUGAUGAGUAAAAGCCACUGCUAAGCGCCUACAGUGUUCUUUGUAAUAUUAUUCCUGGUGUAAUUCUUUCUCUUGUAUUUCCUUAGCAAUAAAAGAAAAAAAUAUAUAAAACUUAUCUCAA